CUGCGCUUGUUUCAGUCGGCGCCGGUGUAAGGUUUUUUUGUAAUCCUUGGUAUCUUGUUGUUUGGUAAUUUUAAGAAUGCGUCCUACCCGACGUCAGUCAUAUAUUCGUGAACAGUGUCCCGAUUUAGAUAUGUCAACUAAAUCUAUCACGAGUACUGAUCCUAACCAGUCUGGUUCAUUAUUGCCUGCUCAGUCACCUGUUCAAUUAAGAAAACGUGGUCGGCCAAGUAACAGGAAGUUAGUUCAUUUUAAUCAGAAUUCAUCAAAUGGAUCAUCUGAUCCUAAACAUAUCAAUAAUAAUUUUGAAGAAAAUUCAUCAACCAAUGAAAAUCAAAGAUAUUUUAUCAAUAAAAAAAUGAAUCAAUCCACUUUAUAUUCUUCAAGUUCAGAUGAUUCAAAUUUACAUUAUCCACAUCGUGUAUUACGUCCACGUAGAUCAACAUCAAAUUAUUAUCCACAAAGAAAAAGACGAAAACAUUUACGUUGUGAAAUAAGUAAAAAAUCAUUAUCUACUCAUCGAAAUAUUCAAUAUAAUGUACAAACUAAUUCAUUACAUGAUAAUUUAUCCAUUAACAUUAAACCAUGUACACAUUCAAUAAAAGUUGAAGAAGAUCAUAAUAAUGCUAUGCUUGAAGAUGAUGAUGGUGUAGAUGAUGUUGAUGAUGAAGAGGAAGAUGAUCAAGAUGAACAACAAACAAGACGUUAUCCAGUACGUAAUCGUAAGAAUACUAUUGUUUACCAGGUUGAAAAUUUGCAGAAUAAUCAUAGUAAUAGUAACAAUCAUGGUGUUCAACAACAUCAAAGAAACUGGUUAGCCGGUACAGGUUAUCAUAAAGAAAGACGAUCACGUCAAUUGAAAUCCAAGCAUCGUAAAAAUUUAGAACAUUGUGGUUCAAGUAGUAGUAGUACAUCGUCUUCUUCAUCAACAUCAUCAUCAAGAUCUCAUAUUUCUGAUAGAUUAUUCUGUAAUCGUAAUAGUUGGCAUAAUCGUUGGCAUUGUUCUUCCACUAAAGAGAAUAAUGUUCCAUUAACAGUUGAUAAAGAUGAAAAACGUUUUCAACGUCGUAUUAAUAAAAGUAUUAUACAUGCUAGAUCAGAGCUUAUGCCUAUAAACAGUCAUCAACUUGGUUAUGAAAAUAAAUCCACGGCAGGAAAUCGAAGUUUUUCUACAACUUGCUUGGCAGAUAUCGAACCAAUGUCUAUUGAUUCAUCUGUCGGCUUCGAACAAGUUGGGGGUCAUGAAAAACAUAUAUUAGCAUUGAAAGAAAGUAUAAUUCUACCGCUAAUGUAUCCCGAAGUGUUUUCAAAAUUCAAUGUAGAUCCACCUCGUGGUGUACUGUUUUCAGGACCUCCAGGUACUGGUAAAACACUGUUAGCCAGAGCUCUUGCAAAUGAAUGUAGUCGUUUAGCUCAAGGUAGCAAUGAUAAUAAUAAUAAUAAUACCGUAAAACAACGUCGUCCUAUUGCGUUUUUUAUGCGUAAAGGAGCAGAUUGUUUAUCUAAAUGGGUUGGUGAAUCUGAACGUCAAUUAAGAUUACUAUUUGAUCAAGCGUAUCGAAUGCGUCCUUCUGUAAUUUUUUUCGAUGAAAUUGAUGGUUUAGCUCCUGUUCGAUCUUCGAAACAAGAUCAAAUUCAUUCCAGCAUUGUUUCCACUCUCCUCAGUUUAAUGGAUGGUUUAGAUAAUCGUGCUGAAGUUGUGAUUAUUGGUGCAACAAAUAGACCAGAUGCUAUUGAUCCGGCCUUACGACGUCCUGGACGAUUUGAUCGUGAAUUCGUAUUUACAUUACCAACAGAGGCAGUUCGACGUCGUAUACUCGAUGUGAUUACUGCAAAAUGGGACUCAAAACCAGAUUCAUUGUUACUUGAUCAAAUUGCUGCAGCAACGAUCAAUUUCUCCGGUGCUGAUCUCAAAGCAUUAACUACAGAAGCAUGUUUAUGCUGUCUACGUCGAUGUUAUCCUCAAGUAUAUAGUAGUCAGGUGAAAUUAGCUUUGGAACAUAAAUAUUUAGUGGUCUCUCAUUCUGAUUGGUUUGAAGCAUUACAAAUUGUUCAUGCAUCAAGUGAACGUUUUGAUAGUGAUGUAUCAGCUUCAAAUUUAACACCAUCAACAAAUGCAUUAUCUUCUACUAUACGUACACCAUUAUCCCCGACAUUAGCCAAGUUAUUAUCACAUCAUGUUAAUAAAAUUGUAAAUUAUAUAACACGAAUAUUAUUAUUGACCAAUUCAAGAAAGUUUGGUUCCUUGAGUAAUAAUAAUAAAGAAUUAUCAUCAUCAUCACCGUCAUCAUCAACAGGGAUUGUAUAUGAUAAUGUUUCAUCGUGUAUUAUCAAAUCGAAAUUAUUCAUUCAUGGUAAUAUAUCUGAAAUUAUUAUGAAUGCUGUAUGGCAUAGAUUAGAGGCAUUACAUGUAUUCACACUUAAUUUGGCCAAUCUAUUUGCAUUCCCUACAAGUCUUGGAAUGUGUCCAGAAGCGGCUAUUGCACAAAUUAUCUCCUCUAUACGACGUACAUUAAAUAGUUCUUCUUUAACAACAUUCAACAUGAAAUCUCAAUUAAUCAAUGGAAUUGUUAUUGUUUAUCUACCAUCAAUUGAUGUACUUCUUCAUAGUUUACCACAAUUAACUGCUUCUUAUCUUGUUGAUAGAUUAAAUGCAUUAGUAGAUGAAAUCAAUUGUGAAUUGAAUUAUAUUCCUUCAACACUCAACAAUUCUGAUCAUUUAGAGGGCUCUUUAAACAACAACAACAACAACAAUAAUAAUAAUAAUCGAUUACAAUAUGCUACCAUGAAAACUUCACGUCGAUUAAUCAUUAUUGGAACGUGUACAAAACCACAACAACAAUAUUCUAAUUGUUUCCCUCCAAGAAUUGUUCCACCUGUUAACAUAGAAAAACCUAAUUCACCUAUUAAACAGUGCAAUAAUAAUAAUAAUACGAGUACAACCCAUGAUAAUUGUGUAUCAAUAUUUCCUAAUUUAAUUGGAAAAUCAAAUGAUGUAAACUGUCGAGUCACUAGUGGUAUGAAUCUCAUCGAUAAAUCUAUAUCAUCAUCACCACAUUCAUUGCAUUUAAGAUCUUCACCAUCUUCGAUCGUUCCCAAUACAAUGCAUAAUAAUAAUAAUAUUAAUAAUGAUUUUAGUGGUAAUACUACUAAUAAUAAUGGUACUACUACUGUUGGAUUGAAUGAACACUUAAUGAAAUAUACAUAUGACCAUGAUUUAAAUAGUAUUAAAUUUCAAUUUACUAUUCAAUUACCAGAAUGUCAUAAAUCAUUAUCUAAUGCUAAAAUGAAUUCUUACAUCACACCAACAUCAUUAAUGAAUACAGAUUUUAUUACAGAUAAUAAAGGGAAUACUACUACUAUUCAUGAUACUACUACUACUAAUAACAAUAAUGAUACUACUCAUAAUUACUUAUUGGAUUAUACAGAUUUAGAUAAUGAUUAUUUAAAAAAUAUUGAUAAUUCAUUAUAUAUAAAUCAUAUAUUACAUAAAAUAUUCAAUAGUAAUCAUACAGAAUUUAUGCAUUUAGAAUUACCUAAUAAAGAGGAAAGAUUAGCAUUUUUUACAUCAGUUAUUAUUAAAUGGCCUCAAUUAACAUCAAUGGAAUUAUUAGAUAUACGUGAUAAUAAAUCGAUUAUUCAACAAUUAUCUAAUACACAAAUACCUAGUCCACAACCAGCUGUUGAAAAAGAUGAUGAUGAUGUUUCCGGAAAGUAUAUGAAAGAUCGUUAUCCAGUAAAUCUUUCCCCUGAAGAAUUAGCUAUUAUUGAAUCUAGGGAAAUGCAAUUAUUUCGUCGUCUUCGACAAAUUCUACGUAGAGUUGUUGCACAUUUAGCAAGUUUUCGUCGUUUCACCGUAUUCACUAGACCAGUUCAAUUAGAUGAAGCACCGGAUUAUUAUGAUGUUAUUAAACAACCAAUGGAUUUAGGUCUUAUACGUGAUAAAAUUGAUUCACAUCAAUAUACUAACGUAACUGAUUUCAUGAAGGAUGUAGAAUUAGUCUAUCUGAAUGCAUUGGAAUAUAAUCCACCGAAUAUACCACGAAGUCGAGAUAUUCGUUCUAGGGCAUCUGAAUUUUGGGAUGAAGCAUGUUUACGCAUGGAAGAAGAAUUGCAACCUGUUGAUUUGAAUGAAUUAUGUGAAGAGGCAACUCAAGCACGUGCAGCACGUUUGUCUCAUGCCCAACUAACUAAAACUUCUUCGACCUCGGUGAGUCAUUCAAAAGUCAAAGGAUCAGAGCAUCAGUGCUUCAAGGGGACGGAUCAAACAUCUCAAGGGACUGGUGUGAAGCCAUCAUUACCUCUUCCACAAGGUUAUCGUUAUAGUCGGAGGUUGCAUGGUGAAUCACCUAUUCUAGAACUCAGUGAUAUUCUUCAAUUACAGUCAUCGAACAGGCGUCGUCGUACGACUUCAUCUAAUUCUUCUUUAAAAAGUCCAUCAAAGUUACAAUCAAGUGAAUUAGACUGUGAUAUUGAUACAUGGUCAUCUCCCGGACCUACUUUGAUAAAAUCAUUUGAAGAAAAUGAAUCUGAACCUUCUCAAUUGACAUCUAAUGAACAGUCGUCAAAUUUAUUUAAAUCACCACUUUCUGAAGAUUCAUAUCAUCGACCACGAUCCAGUCCAAAAUCUCAUGAUGAUCAAUUAUUUAAUCGAACACCAUCACCUACUCUUAAUAUUACUGCCAAUACUAAUACUAGUACUACUACUCCUACUCCUAUUCCUACUAGUACUUGUACACCAAUCCAAGUAGAUUUGAAAAAGUUAAAUCAUUUCCUUAAUGAAAUUGUUCUACAAACUGAUGGUUGGCCAACAUUACAACUGAUCAAUUUACAUACAGAUUUUUCUAAUUUAAUAUUUUGUAAAUAUGCACAUGUUACUGAUAGAAUGUCAUUGUCAGAUGAUUUUGAGAAGAUAUUUGCAAUUUAUCAAAAUGCACACUUCUAA
This is a messenger RNA of Schistosoma curassoni, 4942 nucleotides long. The record is from the annotation of a GenBank genome assembly. NCBI's taxonomy places the organism in Eukaryota, Metazoa, Platyhelminthes, Trematoda, Strigeidida, Schistosomatidae.